AACUCAUCCUGUUGCGAGCUUCACCCACGAUUCCAGCUGUUGUUGAAGCAUCUGACCCGUUGAUUGUUUUUUGCAUCUUCAACCACAGGACAUACACCACCAGCCAUGAAUACAAUGGGCCUAUCCCGAGCUCUUACGAGCAGUAGCUGGCGCGCGGUAUCGUCCACUCGGACAGCAGCACCCAGCCGCGCGGGGUCCUUCGCCUUGCGAUGCUAUGCGACUCGCGCCGCAAAGACGACGACUGCCUCUGCCACUGUCACCACCCUGAAAGCCACCGCGGCUGUAAAGAAGACAAAUGCAACCACCACCGCCGCCACGAAGAAGAACGUCAGCACCUCCACCGCUGCAAGCAAGAAGACCACCACAGCCACCGCUGCUGCGUCCAAGACAAGCUCGACCAAGGCCACCACGACUGCGAAGACGACUCCCGUCGCCGCUUCGAGUACAACCCCCAAAGUCACAAGGAUUGUAAAAAAGACUGCUGCUUCUACAACUGCCACAAAAACCGUCACCCCGGCAACGGCCAAGAAGACGACCCUGAACAAGGCCGCUACCGUUGUCGCUUCCGCCGCCGCCCCGAAGACGUCCACCCCUGUCCCAAGCUCUGCGCCUACCACAAGCCCUGCGGCAACGACAGCAACAUCGACACCAGCGAGCGCACCGAGACCGACUCAGCCUAUUACUCCUAUAUCUCCUGCCCCUUCCCCGUCCCCGCCCCGUGUGCCGGAGGCCGAGGUCCGCCCGAAGCUGAGCCCGAACAGCAAGGAAUACCGUAAGGCGUACGGAACGGCAGCAAGGAAGUGGACCUCGGCCAUGGUCGCCAUGCCCAUUCUGCUCGUCACCUCCUACUACCUCUUUGACAGAUUGGCCCUGGGGAACCAGCCAAAGGUAAUGCCGGAUUUUGAAAAAGCCAGAGAAGAUGCCGAAGUAGAAGCAGAGGCAGUGGCGCAAGCCAAGGUGGCCCCUAAUGCCUAAUUACAUUGUCAUGAUUUUGAUGAAUACCCACUCUCCAUUCCACUUGCUGGACGUUGCAUGGCCGUUGCUAGUUCUCGCCUUGUCUUUGCUGGUGCUCUCUAGUUCCCACUUGUGAGCCUGGGGCAGGUAAGGUGGUGU
This is a messenger RNA of Colletotrichum navitas, 1113 nucleotides long. RefSeq lists its product as uncharacterized. The transcript is spliced from 2 exons. Lineage: Eukaryota; Fungi; Ascomycota; Sordariomycetes; Glomerellales; Glomerellaceae. The coding region runs from base 106 to 975 and encodes 289 amino acids. The record is from RefSeq and is a predicted model, not a curated record.